Molecule: messenger RNA, 727 nt
Organism: Geodia barretti
Lineage: Eukaryota; Metazoa; Porifera; Demospongiae; Tetractinellida; Geodiidae
Source: the annotation of a GenBank genome assembly
GCCUCCACAAAUACACUGCCAACAACAUAGCUCGCAUGGCCCUCCAAUGGCCAUCGAUGAGGGCCCGCAUUCUCAUUAUCAAGCUAAAGUUUCUACACAAGAUCAUUGUGGGUGAUCUUUCCCUCAGCGCCCGAACCUUCCGCUCACUCGCUGUCACGGAUGUCGAGUCACUGCUGCUGGUCCGACAAUGCAGAUUCCUUGAGUCCACACUCGACUCCUCAUUCACCACUUCUAUACUCACAUCCCCCAAAAGUGUCUCUCUCUCUUCAAUCAAGAAAGAUAUACGGAAACUCGACUUCUCUCUACUUCUGUCUGAUGCCGCCUCACAUCGCUCUCAGACCCUGGUCCAACAAAUUGCCUCCAGUCAGGAGGGAAGCUGGCCAAAGUUCUGCAUCCAGGCCGUGUUGAAGUUUCUCUCUCUCCACCCUCACUCAGACAACACAUGCCCCAUUCCAAACUGCGGCAUCUUGUUGGAUACUCAUUCCAUUUGCUCCCAUUUCCUGUCUGACCAUUCCGAGCUCACUGUCACCACCCAAGAAAUCACUGAUGCCUGCAUCUGUUGUUCUGACUCAAUAUUCAUCUUUGGUCGAUCGUUACAUAAUAGUUUUAAAUCACUCCUGUAUUCUUGACCUUCACCUUCCUUCCACCUCCUGUAAACCCAGGGCAAAUGAAAUGUUAUGUUACGUACGCGGUCGUAUAUAAGAAAAAUCGCGCCGUUUGGACCACU